CAAUAAGUGUGUGUGUGAAUUAAUUUCGUGGGCUAGAAUUAAAUUGAAGCCCAUCCUGUCCCGCCGUGCUACUUUUUUGUCUAAUGGAACUUUCCCGCAGCCAAUUCGCACUCACGAGAAUUAUGUCCGCCGGGAUCUGUCACCUGCGUCGGUAAAGCAGGUCGCAGCCCCUUUUGGAUUUCCGUCGAAGUACCCUCGAAGUGUGUGUAGUAAAAUUUAGUAAAAAAAACUGGCAAAACCCAGGAUUUUGUAAGUGAAAUUGCCCAAAACUCCUGCGAUGGCCGAUCUAGACGACUUUUUUGCGAAGAAAGACCGCAAGAAGUCCAAGAACACGAAGAAGUUUUCAACGACUGAUGAAGUAGCAAAAAAACUCGAAGACAACGCAAAGAAAUCCGAGAAACUGAAAAAAGAACGCGUGCCAGAGGGAGAUGAGACUUCCACGCCGGUGCAUGUAAGAAUUGAGCGCGAUAAAGUGGUGUUGGAAGACCAGGACGAAUGGAAGGACUUCGAAGAGGAAAAGAAAGACUACAGCGGGCUCAAAAUCGGUAAUCUGACAAUAGCGUCGCCCCCCGAGGGCAGCACGGGCGCCACGGAAGCCAGCACCGAACAGCAAACAGGGUGCGACGAGGCAGGACCAGACAACGAGAAGAAAGUGGGGCCGUGGAAGCGGGUGGACGUCGAAGUGCAAGAGGAACCCGUCAAGGUGGAGAAGAAACCAGAAGCGCCGCCAGUUAAGACCAUCGGGGGCGCCUACGUGCCGCCGAGUAUGCGGAACCAGUCACAGCAAGCCCCGGUUCAACCUAGUCGCCUACGAUCAAAAGCUGCUCCAGAUAUCCACAAUGAAGAAUUUUUCCCCACGUUAUCGAAAACGAGUGACCAUAGGAAAAAUCGUAGUGAAGGAACUUUUGAAGUAGUGCAGCACAGCAGGGCGGGAUCCCACCGGCAAGUAGAGCAGGCGAAAGCGAGUUCGGGGCAGGGCCCUAAGCUGUCUCUCGAAAAUCGCUACAAUACUCUUAGCGAUAGCUAGUGAUUCGUAUUAGUUAGAGACGUGUUUCUAAUAAGUGAUGGCCGUAUUGACUGUGGAAAACAAGAUGGAUGUCCCAUUUCAGGCAAUUCUCAAAGUCUGUCCCAACUACCUUAAAUUUUAUGUUGAAUUCUGUUUUUUAAUGAAAUUGUAGCUAAAAGAAAACCUAGGAAAUUUUAUUAAACUAUUGUUUAGGUCUCAGAAUUUUUGGUUUAAAAGUUAUCUUUUUUUACAAAAUAAAUUUACAAACAUU
Molecule: messenger RNA, 1277 nt
Organism: Zophobas morio
Lineage: Eukaryota; Metazoa; Arthropoda; Insecta; Coleoptera; Tenebrionidae
Product: protein CDV3 homolog
Exons: 4
Coding region: 278-1027 (249 amino acids)
Cellular component (GO): cytoplasm
Source: RefSeq, a predicted model, not a curated record